CAAUAACGCAAAAUAGGCCGUGCUAAUGGUGUUGGUGUCUGGAUCUAUUUUUACCACUCCUCUUGGCUUUGUUUUACUGAAAUAUAAAUGUACGUAUGAAAAAAUAGCGAUCCAGAUACAGGUGCAGUUCUGUCAGGUCACCUCGAUUUACCACUUUGAUUGCCCCCUCUCCUGACGACUCCCACACGAUUCGCACAAAAAAUUAUACCUGCUCCCCAGGCGGAUUUGUAUUUUGUUUUUACUUUUUCUUUUUUCGAAUCGGAGCUACGAGGUCCUUUUCCUUUUUUUUUCCCUCACUACUCGCAUAAGCAGUAACUAAUUACCCCAGCGCCGAUUUAUUUCGAAGUUCCUACUACACCGCCAAAGACAUUAACAUUAUGAACCAGAACACCAUGGGCACGGCAAUGUCAAACUCAAACACGACUGGGAACGCAGCGAACCACGCAGUUCCUGCAACCACCUCCAGUAACUCCACCUCCACAACUUCCUCGAAUAAAGCCAAUGUUAAAAAACGGCUCCGCACCAUCAAGAUUCGUAACAUGAGUGGCUCCAAAGUCGUCGAACAGCUUGUGGACCCGACAAAAGUAAGAACAGUCGCAGAUCUGUGCAACCAAGACGUCAUUCUCGACGCCAUUUUGGCCGAAGAAGAGCUGCGGCCGCCGGUCCAUCGUUUAAAGUGGCUGUAUUGGAGGGCGGGGGAUGAAGAAGAGUGUUGGGAAAAUGAUAAUGAUGCUGAGCAGGAGGAGCCUUACCACGAUGAAGAUGAUCUCGCAGUUGCGAUGGAAGGGAAGAGCAAUCAAAAUAUUACCUCGUCCACAGGAACUAGUACACGUGGGACCUCCGCACCAGACAGCCUUGUUCCCUAUGAGCAUGAUCACCCAGAGGCGUUUUUGGACCCCGCAACCGAGAUUGACUACUACGGAGAUCAGGCUGAGGAAGCUGAUGACUAUGACGACCAGCGGGAUGUUGCUGCAGCAAGCGUUAACAAUAACAACAAAAAACGCCGAAAAAUAACCCGUCGUUCUACAACUCCAUACUUCCAGUUCGUGAUCUCUGCGGGGGAGUUCGACCGCGAGAAAUUUUUGGCGGGAAGACCUGCGGAGGAGGUUUUCAAAAGUGGUGAUGCUUUCGGGGACCAGCUGCAGGACGUCUUUGAAAACCUCACCCUGGAACAAGGUCAAAGCUUCCUAUACGACCGCAGCUGGGAGGUCAUCGAGAGCCUGCUGCUGGAGCUGAAAGCGCACGCCGGGUUGAAAGAAUACGAAGAGGCGAAGAAAUACUGUCCUGAGCUUCUGCCAGAAACGUGGUUGCCGUUCGGGGGACAAGCCGAACAAGCCGAAAUAUCAAAUGCAAAAAUGUCUGGGAGGUCUGGAAGAAUGUGGAUGCAAGUUUGUCAUGCUUGUCUGGCAUGACUGGGGAGUUUGUGAUGCGUGUCCAAGAAGAGAGCCUUUUGCCUGGUGUCAUGCAAAAACGCAGCUUGUCAUGCGAAGAGCGCAACACUAAGUAGCGCAGAUAUUUCUCAUGCUGGGCUGUGCAUUGCAGAGCAUUCACUAUUCCCAACCGAGCAUUACAAGUUUCCAGAUUCAGACUUUUUUGCACUUGAUACGAAAGCGAUGAAACUGCGCGGGAUAAAAUCGACGAGCUCUACAACCGGAAAAAGCAGAUCAGCUAUCAAACGCAAAAAUGUCUGGGUCUGGAAGGAUGCAAACUUGUGAUGCGUGUUGCGGAUCAUACACAAAUCUGUGUUGCAUGACUUGCAAAAGGUCCCCAUUUCUGGCCAUGCUGAGAGGGCAUUUCUCAUGCAGAGUAGGCAUCACCAAGGGGCUGCAGAAUCUGUGACGCUACGCCCUGCAUUCCAGACUUGGCAGAGCUUGUAAAAACCGCAUGACAAAUCUCGGAAUCUUCCAGACCCAGACAUAUUUGCAAUCCAUAUCGGUGUGAUUUUGGCAAUUACGACGGCCAUCUUCUCGCUCCCGCAGCGGGAAUGGGCCAAGCACGAGAAGCUUUUCGGCGGGCGGUAUUUCGCGUGGGAGCAGCGGGAGAGAUACGCGAGACGGCUGCGGGUCCAGCUGUUCCGGCACGACGAUGCCGCUGCUUUCAAGUGGUUUGACUCGAUGCACUCGAGCGAGUCACGGCGUAUCAAAUGCAAAAAUGUCUGGGUGUGGAAGGGUUGGAACUUGUGACGCAAACUCUGGAACACACAAAAAUUUGUGUUGCAUGAGCGCCAAAAGCUGUCCAUUUCUUGGCACGCAAGUAGGAAGUUUCUCAUGCGGCAGAGGCAUCAUGAGGCGUGCUCAAAACCUGUGAUGCUUUUGCCUGCAUCAGACGCCAUUUGCGUGAUCCGAAAUAUGCAUGACAAAUCUCGCAAUCUUCCAGACCCAGACACUUUUACACUUGAUACGGCGAGACGCAGACCGAAAAGCGCUUGUGGAGACACAGAAGGAGGAGCUCUGCAAACUGAUCUUUGCCGUGUCCAAUAUGGACGGAAUGGCCGCGGCGGAGGAGAUUGGCGUUCUCUUUCUUACCGGCUUGAAAAAGUUCGAUUUCUUCCGAGGGAUCUACAACGGGGACGGAGACUGUGACCUCGCGUUCAAGAUGUUGGUCCACAACUUAGAGCGGCAAUCGAGCUGCAACGAAAAGAACAAGGACGAGCUGUUGGCGUUUUGCAAAGCUCUGGACGAGAAGGAAUUUACAAAAGAAAGAAUUCAACUGCAAGCGCAAGCCGCAGUGGCACACUAUGCCGAUACCUGCGACUACAUGUGGAAGAGGGAUGGAUUUUUUGGUGCAUCCGAUGUUGGUGGAGAAGAAGAAGAAGAUGACAGUGAUGAAGAAGAUGAAAACGAAGACGAAAACAACGACAUCACCCAGCACAGAACCAGUACGAAUGCGGCCACUUCCGCGGUACAACCACAAACGCCCGUUAUAGAGUCACAGUCGGAUCAAAAGAAAAACUAUCGAGCAAACUCGUUACGUCUCGCGGAACUGUUCGACCAGCACUUCGCGGAUGGGUUACGGGCUCUGGACCACAUCGUGUGGCGGUUGAUCCAUCCACACUUACCGAGAAGAGCAGUCCCCAACAAGGAGCACCCGCGGCGGCGGAUGAACCUGGUCGGCACCGAAUUCGAAGACGAUCCGUACUUGGUUUACGACUUCAAGCCGCUCAAGUGCCGGCUGGAAAUGAUUAUGGAAGCGUGCGAGUUCAAAAACGACAUCCUGCACGACCUCGGGGUAGUCGACAAGUUCCGGGCGGCGCUGGAGGAAAAGUAUGGCGACGAGAUUCCGCUGCCAUGGAGUGAGGUGGAACAGUUGUGGGCACAGGAGGAUGACGAGGCUGUUGGGGGGGAAGAUUCGUUUGAGGACGAUGUUGCGGAGGACGAUGAAGACGAGAUUCUCGACGGUUGAGGGUGGGGAGAGAAGGACAGCGAGGAGCAUAAGCAAUUCGAGUUGUAGUUGUUCUUUCCGUUAUUUCUUUGCCAGUGGUCGUGUACUACGACAAAGACAUGUGUUGAUGCGCCAGAUCGCUUGAAGGAAGUAGAUCUGUUUGGGAUGUUAAAGAUGUUGACAGUGCGGCUUUUAAGCGGUGAUGUGUCGUACAACGGAGUUUAUUUUCAACUGGGAUUGCAGUGACUUCACAGUCCGUCUCCGUGGGAAAGAAAAG
This is a messenger RNA of Amoebophrya sp. A120, 3658 nucleotides long. The record is from the annotation of a GenBank genome assembly. NCBI's taxonomy places the organism in Eukaryota, Dinophyceae, Syndiniales, Amoebophryaceae.